GUCACAUUGUUACAAUUUUAGCAAUAAACAAACGAAACGCAAAUGCUGGCUAAACUGGAAUUUUAAUUGAACUAAUAGGUCACGGAUCAGAAAGGACGCACACGGGACGAUUGGGCAAGUGCCAAGAUGUUGGGCAAGUGCUGCAUGGGGGCGCUUUGGCCCCUGGCGAUGCUGGUCGCCUUUUCCACUGCCUACAAAAAUGUUCGCCUGCAGGACAGCAUGUGCUCGGACAAGCUCUUUUACACACUGUCCAAGCCGUUCAGGGGCGACCCCACAGUGCGGCUGGAGUUCGACGACGACUCCGGGGCGAUCAUAACGCAGGCGUGGAACCUGACACUGCCCCACGGACAUGCGGCCAACAAGAUCAAGUACGACUGCCAGUUCCGUGUGCUGACCAACGAGCGGCCGCCGCGCGGCAUUUACACCAUUAUUACGCGGCUCAAGUUCCGGCGCGAUCCCGUGUCGAAGCAGUGCAUCGACUACAUCCAGUUUAGCAGCGGCAAUCGCUCGCCCAGCGAGCGCAUCUGCACGGACAUCGCCAUCGAUGGGCCGGCCGGGCGGCUGAUCUUCGAUCAGCGCGAUCGCGAGGUCAACGUUCACAUCUUCAUUGAUCGAUCGCGGCACAUCCUGGGCGAUCCGCUUGAGCUGCGGAUGGUGCUGACCGCCCACUCCGAGUGCCAGUUCAACGGCGACUUCCUGUGCGAUCCCAAGGAUCCCUACUCGUGCAUCUCGCGUCACUUUGUGCGGGACAACAUCACCAACUGCCUGUACCCGUGCCGUGACGAGGGCACCUGCUUCCAUGACGCCAUCGUGGCGGAGGAGAUAGACACGGCCAAUGUGGCUAUCUCGGCGCUGACGUCGCUCAUCUUCACCAUGCUGGGCGUGGGCUUUUGCGUGUGGAUCUGCUGGAAGUACUGGAACUGCAUUACGGUGCAGCAGCGGGCGCAUGAGGCUUCCGCCGCCCGCUUCAACCAGCGCCGGGCCAGGUCGGAUGUGCCUACCAUAGAGCUGCCAACGGCCGCUCAGUACGAUGAUGGCGUGCUGCACGAGCACGAUCUCCAGCAGCAGCAGCAACCAGCGACGCCCAAGGAUCUGCCGCCCAGCUACGAGUCACUGUUCCCGGACAGAUAAGGAUCCGUGGCUCCGGCUUUGAUUCCGCUUUGUGCCAGAUCAGCAAGUCCUUGGCAUCGCACACUUGUUGUAUUAGUCCUAUUAGGUAAUUGUAUCUCUAUAUCUGAACAGAUCAGCAUUCCGUGUAAAUAUGUUAGGACUGAUUUAUUGUUUUGUGAUUAGCGUUAGCGAUCGAUCCAGAGGCACCUUUGUCAAUGUGUUCACUUGGAACCGAAACCCCAAAGUACAUUGUAUAUAUUUAAGUCUUACAUUCCGCAACAGUUCGUAUUGUCUCAGUAUCUAUGAGCAUCUCUCCAAGAAUACUCCCUUGAGAAUCUCUACACAGGUUUACAGUUUUACUAUUGUAUAUAUUUAAGUUUUAUGUUCCGUCACACACUUAGCAACUGUAUUUGUAACUGUUGAAGCCGCCUUUUGGCGAAGCAAAUUGUUUAAUCACUGAUGAAAUCUCACUGAUAUUACCGAAACUCUAUGGAAAUUAUAUCAAUUAUUUACCUAAGCAACAAUUAUUUAUAAGCCACAAUGUACUCGUCUCUGUAUUAGCUAGCAUAAAUAUUCCAAGGGUCAGUAAUGACGUCGCAAAGGCCAGCAUUCCACAUAGUUGUACCUGUUUCUGUCUACUGCAUAGAUGUAUGUAUGUUACGUAUUUGUACGCCUAGAGCAAAAAAAAAAAAAAAACACGCGCUUGUAGAUGUCCUUGUUGUGUGCCGGCCGAAAGUGUCAAUUGUUUAACCCAUAAUGAGAUUGUAAUAACUAGGCGCACGCGCUCGCGAGAUUAUGUAUAUGUACGAACUACAGUAUUUACCCCAAAAUAUGCAACUGAAAGCGGGCACGAUUGUGGCCAGUGUAGGUCUUAAGCCAAUUAACUCAUAUGUAUACACACGCAACUCACUCAAAUACGUAUUAUAAACUGAUAAAUAAACCAACUAAAUCCCAA
Messenger RNA from Drosophila kikkawai, 2065 nucleotides. RefSeq lists its product as uncharacterized. The record is from RefSeq and is a predicted model, not a curated record. NCBI's taxonomy places the organism in Eukaryota, Metazoa, Arthropoda, Insecta, Diptera, Drosophilidae.